CAGCCCGCAUCAGGGGAGGUACGCGCAAGGCCUUGGCUUAGGCCGCCGCGCGCUGGCGGGAACCGGAAGACGCGAGCCCUGGGUUCCUGUUCUUAGCUCCUGCACUCCCUUGGUCCGACACUAUCUUUGAAACUCUUUGUCACAGUUGAGUGUUGGAACCUGGGAAGGAUUCUAUCGAUCGGUUCGGGGAAGCAGCCCCGAUUGGUGACUGAUCCUGGACUGACUCGUGGCGCAAAGAUUUAUCCACUGGUGGCUUUUCAGGGCAAGGAAAAAGUAGAUGGCACUCCCCACGCUGCCCUCCUACUGGUGCAGCUGGAGGCUCCCAGAUCAACAGGCAGCGCGACAGCGACAGCGAGAGCAGGAGGCCCGGCUUCGGCAGCAGUGGGAGCAGAACAGCCAUUACUUUAGGGUGUCUAACAUCUGCAGCUCCAAGCAGGCAGAGUGGAGCUCCAAGAACUCCUACCAGCGGAGCAUGUACGCCUACCAGCGAGAGAAGCUGAAGGAGGAGAAGAGGAAGAGUCUGGAGGCCCGACGCCAGAGACUCAGGCAGCUUAUGCUGGAGGAGCAGGACCUGCUGGUCAAGGAGCUGGAGGAGCUGAGGCUUAGCAUGAACUUGAGGGAAAGGAGAAUCCGGGAGCGGCAUGGGGAUCUGAAAUCGGCCCGAGAAGAGCAAAGGAAACUGAUUGCUGAGCGGCUUUUGUAUGAGCACUGGAAACAGAACAACCCAAGGCUUCGGGAGAUUGAGAUGGACCUCCAUCGGAAACAUGUGGUAAACGCUUGGGAAUCACAGAAAGAAGAAAAAAAGCAGCAAGAAGCCACCGAAGAGCAGGAGAACAAGCGGUACGAAAACGAGUAUGAAACGGCUCGAAGGGAAGCAAUGGAACGGAUGAGAGCAGAAGAGGAGAGGAGGCAGCUGGAGGACAAGCUGCAGGCCGAGGUGCUGCUGCAGCAGAUGGAGGAGCUGAAGCUGAAGGAGAUGGAGGCAAGCAAACUGAAAAAGGAGCAGGAGAACCUGCUGAGGCAGCGGUGGGAGCUGGAGAGGCUGGAGGAGGAGAGGAAGCAGAUGGCUGCCCUCCGGCAGAAGGCGGAGCUGGGGCGCUUUUUGAGACAUCAGUAUAAUGCACAGCUCAACCGCCGCACACAGCAGAUCAAAGAGGAACUGGAAGCAGACAAGCAGAUCCUGCAGGCGCUCCUGGAGAAGGAGGACGAGGAGCAGCGCGUCCACGCGGCCAGGCGGGAGCAGGCGGUGGCUGAUGUGGCCUACAUGAAGCAGGUCAUCGAGGAGCAGCUGCGGCUGGAGCGGGCACGCGAGGCAGAGCUGCAGAUGCUGUUGCGGGAGGAGGCCAAGGAGAUGUGGGAAAAGCGAGAGGCGGAGUGGGCCCGGGAGCGGAGCGCGAGGGACAGACUGAUGUGCGAGGUUCUAACAGGGAGGCAACAACAAAUACAAGAGAAGAUUGAGCAGAACCGACGGGCCCAAGAGGAAUCCCUAAGACACAGGGAGCAGCUCAUUCAAAAUCUGGAGGAGGCGAGGGAGGCGGCACGGCGGAUGAAAGAGGAGGGUGAAGAACUGAAGUCCGCCAGGAAGCAGGAGCUGGAGGCCCAGUACCUGCCAUCAUUGUCCCUUGGCUGUCUUCCUCCAGCACAGCGAGGACUGCCAGCACCCCUUCUGCUCAGAGGCAGGGCUUUCUCUUUGGUGCCCAGGUUGCAGAGCGCCAGCUGCAGGCCUGGGAGGCGGACCGGCAGGCAGAGGAGGAGGCGGAGGAGGCCAGGCAGGCAGAGCAGCUCUCUGACGCUCUGCUGCAGAAGGAAGCUCAGAUCAUGGCUGAGCAGGGCUACCGGCCCAAGCCUUAUGGACAUCCCAGAAUUGCUUGGGACUGACUGCUUUGGUACCCUAAGUGCAGAGAAGGAUGCUGAGCCCUCUGCCACAAAGCCACCCGGAGUCAUGCGGGGUUUGCUUAUGGUCAGGCAUGUUCAGCCGUGCCUGGCCAGGUGCGUGAUCGAGGGCAUCGACGCCCAGCGGAUGAUACAGCGCUGUGAUUGUGCAGCACCGGGAGUGGCCCUUUGCUGCCUUUCUCAUCCGAGACAAGCCUCUUACAGGCUCAUGUUACAGUGCUGUCAGACAGUCCUGGGUUUAUAAAUAAUGCAGGGUUCCAGAUGGAUACUAAAAGCUACAAGUUGUGUCCAUGACAGCUCUGUGGUUGCCUAAUGUCUCACCCUUAGUGCUCAACCUCUUAAUGAAGAGUCUGGCUAGAGCUGGAAGUUUUAUUUUGCUGGCUUUUUUUUUCUCAAUGCUGUAGAUUAAACCCACAGCUUUGUGCCUAUUAGGCAAGUCCUCUACCACUGAGCUACAUCCCCUGCCCAAGUUUUUAGUGUUUAAAGGUGCCAUUUAAAUUAAACUCUUCUGGGACAACUCAGUCAGCACCCCUCCUGUGUCUUAGGAGGUUUCCUAGUUUCCGUGCCUUUUCUUCAAUAAAUUUUCUACUCUUUAAAAUAAAGGGCUGGAGAUUUAGCUCAAUGGCUCAAGCACUUGCCUGGUAAGCGCAAGGUCAUGAGUUCGAUCCCCAGUACCAAAAAAAAAAAAAAAAAAAAAAAAACCAUAAAAUAAA
Cavia porcellus (domestic guinea pig) is the source of this 2606-nucleotide messenger RNA. It is a transcript of the gene Tchp, whose product is annotated as trichoplein keratin filament binding. NCBI's taxonomy places the organism in Eukaryota, Metazoa, Chordata, Mammalia, Rodentia, Caviidae. Gene Ontology annotation, cellular component: keratin filament. The transcript is spliced from 13 exons. Gene Ontology annotation, biological process: apoptotic process. The coding region runs from base 278 to 2137 and encodes 619 amino acids. The record is from RefSeq and is a predicted model, not a curated record.